CGCCGCCUCAGGGACCCGCCCGGGCCGAGGGAAGCGGAGCCGCAGCCCCGCACCGGCCCCGCACCGGCCCCGCACCGGCCCCGCGCACCUUCCCGGCGGCCCGGCCGCUCGCCGGCCUCCCGCUGCCGCCGCCAUGGGCUGCACGCUGAGCGCCGAGGACAAGGCGGCGGUGGAGCGGAGUAAAAUGAUCGAUCGGAACCUGCGGGAGGACGGCGAGAAGGCGGCCAAGGAGGUGAAGCUGCUGCUGCUCGGUGCUGGAGAGUCUGGGAAAAGCACCAUUGUGAAGCAGAUGAAGAUUAUUCACGAGGAUGGCUACUCAGAGGAAGAAUGCAAACAGUAUAAAGUGGUUGUCUACAGCAAUACCAUUCAGUCCAUCAUUGCAAUCAUAAGAGCCAUGGGAAGGCUAAAGAUAGACUUUGGGGAAGUUGCCAGAGCAGAUGAUGCCCGGCAGCUCUUUGUGCUGGCAGGCAGUGCAGAGGAGGGGGUGAUGACUGCUGAGCUGGCAGGAGUGAUCAAGAGGUUGUGGAGGGAUGCUGGGGUCCAGGCCUGCUUCAGCAGAUCCAGGGAGUACCAGCUGAACGACUCUGCCUCCUAUUACCUAAAUGACUUGGAUAGAAUAUCCCAGCCGACCUAUAUUCCCACUCAGCAGGAUGUCCUGCGGACCAGAGUGAAAACGACGGGCAUCGUGGAGACUCACUUCACCUUCAAGGACCUCUACUUCAAGAUGUUUGAUGUUGGUGGCCAGAGGUCAGAGCGCAAGAAGUGGAUCCACUGCUUUGAAGGGGUGACAGCCAUCAUUUUCUGCGUGGCCCUCAGUGACUACGACCUGGUGUUGGCUGAGGAUGAGGAGAUGAACCGGAUGCACGAGAGUAUGAAACUGUUUGACAGCAUCUGUAACAACAAAUGGUUCACAGACACCUCCAUCAUCCUCUUCCUGAACAAGAAAGACCUGUUUGAGGAGAAGAUCAAGAAAAGCCCCCUAACCAUCUGCUACCCAGAGUACACAGGCUCCAACACAUACGAGGAAGCAGCUGCCUACAUCCAGUGUCAGUUUGAGGAUCUGAACAGGAGAAAAGACACCAAGGAGAUCUACACCCACUUCACCUGUGCCACCGACACCAAGAACGUGCAGUUUGUCUUUGAUGCUGUCACAGAUGUCAUCAUUAAAAACAACCUGAAGGAAUGUGGGCUCUACUGAGGAGGAAGGAGCCUGGGGAGAAGUUUUUCCAGUGUGGUGUUUUCAGACCCAGACUCUUUUUGCUGCCUCGUGGGGAGAGCUGCAAGCAUGACCAGGAGCAGGGAAGGCCCCCAGCAUGCAGCAUCCUUCCCUUCUUUAGCACAAUCUUCUGUAUUAGGGAUCUUUUUAAUUGAUAUUGGGAUGGUGACCUCUAGGUCAAGCUGGAACAACUGUUUGUGUGAUUAGAUCCAUCCUGGCAUCGUUUGGAUGGUGUGAUCUCCAGUGUGUACAGCUGUUGUGAAGUUGAGGUGCUGGAUUCCAGGCCUUUGAUAUGUAGCUUUCUCUCUUUCUUUUGGUUAACAAGCCACCACUAGUCUGUUUUUAAGGUUGUUUUUUUGUGGGGUUUUUUUUUCAUCAAGAAAACUUAUAACUUUACUAAAUUUUAUUUCUUUAUUUGCAAAUAAAUCUUGUUUUAAUAAUAAUAAUAAUAAUAAAAAAAACAAAAACAACAACAACAAAAUCACUUAACUAUGCACAUGUGACCAGAUCAUGCAGAAAGUAAUUCCUCUUAGCAGGAACUCUUUGUUUUUAACACUUGGUAUGGUCAGGAUUUAAUAUUUCUGCAACUACUUAAAGGAUCCUUAGAGCUCUUCUGGCGAUAGCUUUGGCUUUUUCUGCUCUGUAACUUGUCACCCUCCUGCUCCCAAAAGGCUUUGGGAAGAAGCUUCUGCAGCAGGACCAAGUCCUUUUAGCUUCGGGGUGAACCUGGUUUGUGCUGAACCCCCCCAGGGAGGUUCCUUCUGCCUGGCAAGCAGCAGGCUGGGUGGGGGGAGCCUUGGGCUGCAUCCCUGGGAGAACCAAACUGGAUGGGAAGUGCUGCUCAGAGCUGCUCCUCCCAACACCGAGACCCUUGGGGUGGUUUUGGUCUCAACCAGUGGAUGGGUUUGUGAAGGGUGCCCCUUGUUCUGCCCUUCCCAUGGCUUUUUCUGUUCAGAGACUCCUUAACCUGUAUUGACAAGCAUGCCUUUACUUUGUAUAUGUGGUGCCAAAUCCCUGUUUGCCAUCGUUUUUCCUGUAGUGCUGUUCAUAACCAGUCAGUACAUUCCUUGGCUGAACCAUUGCAUUCAGACUC
Molecule: messenger RNA, 2309 nt
Organism: Calypte anna (Anna's hummingbird)
Lineage: Eukaryota; Metazoa; Chordata; Aves; Apodiformes; Trochilidae
Gene: GNAI3
Product: G protein subunit alpha i3
Exons: 9
Coding region: 134-1198 (354 amino acids)
Biological process (GO): adenylate cyclase-modulating G protein-coupled receptor signaling pathway
Cellular component (GO): heterotrimeric G-protein complex
Molecular function (GO): GTPase activity; G protein-coupled receptor binding; G-protein beta/gamma-subunit complex binding
Source: RefSeq, a predicted model, not a curated record